AUGGAGGCGAACGAGGAUGACGCAUCGGCUACAACGCUAGACCCGGGAAACCCCCGCCAGGAACCCACCUUCGCGGGCCGCCUUCAGCUGCAGAACUUCAUGUUCGCCGGCGCAGAUCACGGCUCCCCAUCUGCGGGCGGGCCGCGGCGCAGCCCGAGGCUAGCCGCGCCUCGGACGGCGGUGGUCUCGCCGGGCAAGCGCAGCCUCUCCUCGGAUGCGGGCUCGGGCCGGGCUCGCGCGCCGCGGUCGCCGUCGCCGUCGCCGCGGAAGAAGAAGCGGCGCCGCGAGCCGACGGGGUACGCGCCGCCGGCGACGUACGCGCACCUGGCGCCGCUGCCGGACGCGCUGGCGCCGGGGCUGCUGGUGCUGACGGUGGGGCUGAACCCGGGGGUGGAGACGGCGCGGACGGGGCACGCGUACGCGCACCCGUCGAACCUGUACUGGCGGCUGCUGCACGCGUCGGGCGUGACGCCGACGCGCUGCGCCCCCGCCGACGACCGCGACCUGCCGCGCCGCUACGCCGUCGGCCACACCAACCUCGUCGCCCGCCCCACCCGCCGCGGCGCCGAGCUCAGCCCCGCCGAGCUCGACGCCGGCGUCGCCGCCCUCGAGCGCAAGUGCCGCCGCUGGCGCCCCGAGGUCGUCUGCCUCGUCGGCAAGGGCAUCUGGGAGAGCGUCGCCCGCGUCCGCGAUGCCCGCCGACGCCGCCGCCUCGCGCCCGGCGCCGCGCCGAGGCUGCCCAAGCGCUUCACCGAGUUCCACUACGGCUGGCAGGACGACGAGCCCGGCCUCGGCGCCGUGCUCCCCGGCGAGCUGCCGGAGGACGACGCCGCGGCGGGAGAAGAAGGAGAGGGGGAUGUCCCGGACGACGGCGAGACCCCCUGGCCCGGGUCUCGGAUCUUCGUCGCCACGAGCACGAGCGGUCUCGCUGCCUCGCUGCGGCCCGCGGAGAAGGAGCAGAUAUGGAAGAUCCUAGGUGACUGGUGCGUGAAGAGGCGGAAGGAGAGGGAGGCUGCGGCCGGGACCGGGGCCGGCGCUACUGCAGAUACCGCGGGGUCGACGUCGAACGAGGAGAUAAUGUGAUGUAUCACGCCGGAGUUAGGGCCGUGUGCACCUACUGGUUUGAACGACGCACCGGGAAGGUUGCGUAAUUUGUAUUAGUUAUUUACUGUUGAUAUAUAACGCGCUCGAGUCUUGAUACCAAAGAUAGCGCUCAGAGAAGGUCCUUGAAGUCCACCUCUUCCGCUUUUUGUUCUACAGAACUACCCCAUUUCAUCCCUUUUGGUGUAUCGUCUCACUAGGAUGCCGGAGUCCCCUUCCCGAUGAUCCGACCCGUCCGUCCUCCUCCAGCUGUUCCACGUAGCAAUCCAUCUUUCAAACAACACCGUGAAGCCGCCAAAACAUACCACCAUCGGGAUAUCGAUGGGUAAAAUCAAUAAAUCAUAACAUAACAAACACUCAAGGCGUUGCCGCCGCUAGGUCUGCAUCCUGAAAGCGCAUGUGCGUGCGGGUACGUGCAAUUAUGUGCGAGGGGGAAAAGGGGUUAUCAAUAUGUACUAGGAGAAGCGCGAGACUCUAAAAAGAGAGCCUCUCGUUAUCCGGCCACAGUAAGGGCCAUCCUUCCAGGUUACGAUAGACACACGAUCGCUAAUGCGGUGGUGGCGAGAGGCCACCAGCCC
This is a messenger RNA of Durotheca rogersii, 1679 nucleotides long. Its product is annotated as DNA glycosylase. Gene Ontology annotation, biological process: base-excision repair, AP site formation. The transcript has a single exon. NCBI's taxonomy places the organism in Eukaryota, Fungi, Ascomycota, Sordariomycetes, Xylariales, Xylariaceae. The record is from RefSeq and is a predicted model, not a curated record. Bases 1 to 1083 code for a protein of 360 amino acids. Gene Ontology annotation, molecular function: mismatch base pair DNA N-glycosylase activity.